AUGAAUACAGACACAAAAAUCCAAACAAAUAUUUUUGAUACAUUUAUUCCUUUAGUUACACCGUAUUCAUCUAUCAGACCCAACAAUAUAAUGGUAGCCAGAUCAGCUGCACGUCUAAUUAGUGCCGAUUAUGACUUUUCUGACUGUCCAUUAUGUCAUAAUCCACUUCCUGUUGAAACUCACUCGUCAAAGCGUGAUCUUAUCAUUAUAUUUGCGACAUUCGAAGCACACAGAGCAGUUGUUCCCAUUAGAACCAUCAGAACGGCUGGUUGUCAAGCAAAGAUUCUUUUAAUUACAGAUGAAACUACUUCAAUUCCAUGGGAAAUACAAAGAUGUGGUGUAACAGUCGUUACAACUAAAGUUGACAAGGAGGCCAACUUAAAUGUGAAAAGAGGUAUCAGAUUCCCAUUCAUGCAAGACUUUUUGCCACUCGUCAAAGAUAAAUUUGACAGAAUACUUUACAUGGACGGUUUUGACACUGUUUUCCAAAGUGAUCCAUUCCCAGCGUUUUCGACGAAGAACACAUUGCAUUACAGUGGCGAAAACCACACAUACAGGAUCAACUACGUGCUUAGUAAUUGGCGAGAAAGAGCUCCGAAUUUCAAUGUUCCACAUUGGAUGGAUAGGGAAGUAAAAUGUAAUGGACUUAUUUUAGCGGAUUUGGAAACAAUGUGGAAGAUUUCGUAUAUGGAGAAUGCACUGUUCUAUAGAAAUGGAGAUAAUAUAUGCGAAGACCAAACAUUUUAUGAAUUCCUCAUUGAAGAAGGAAUGAUUGAAGCACACGGAAUCAAGUUGUUUAGAAAUAAAGAACUCGCUUCGAUUUUAUGGAGUAAAGAAAAAUAUACGCAUUCAAAGCUUGGUUACAUUAAACAGAUCAACACCAGCUGGUACCCUGCAAUUGUACACCAAGCUAUGAACAUUUUCGAAUGGAGAGAAUUGAUUUGGCAAUCAUGCAGAUAG
Molecule: messenger RNA, 960 nt
Organism: Trichomonas vaginalis G3
Lineage: Eukaryota; Parabasalia; Trichomonadida; Trichomonadidae
Product: nucleotide-diphospho-sugar transferases family
Exons: 1
Coding region: 1-960 (319 amino acids)
Source: RefSeq, a predicted model, not a curated record